GUGGAUCCUGUUGAUAGCACUCUACGAGACUUCUCUGGGCAAUGCAUUAGAGAAUUUUUGAAGUGGUCAAUAAAACAGACAACGCCACAGCAGCAAGAAAGAAGCCCCGUCAACACCCAGUCUCUAUUUAAACGGCUUUACAGUCUUGCGUUACAUCCAAAUGUGUUCAAGAGGCUAGGAGCUUCUUUAGCAUUCAACAACAUAUACAAAGAAUUUAGAGAGGAAUCAGCGCUGGUGGAACAGUUUGUGUUUGAAGUGUUAGUGAUUUAUAUGGAAAGCCUAGCUCUGUCCCAUGCAGAUGAAAAAUCUUUAGGAACUAUUCAGCAAUGUAGUGAUGCCAUUGACCAUGUGAAACGUAUUAUUGUUCACAAAGCUUCAUCGCUGAACAAGGAAUCUAAACGACGCGUACCAAGAGGGUUUCCUCCAAGCAAGCCUCUCUGUCUCCUGGAUAUUGUCCUGUGGCUGUUAGAACAGUGUGGGUGCCCUCAGGCUGAUUGUAGACACAAGGCAAUGGAGCUGUUCUUUGAAUUUGUGCCUUUAUUACCAGAAAGGAAAUCUGCAUCUGCCUGGUUGGAUGAGAUUAUUAAGACAGAUGGCGUCAGUUUCUUGAUUGAUAGGUUUGAAGGUGCAGGCAAUGUGAAUGUAAGAAAUUGUGGAAUAUCGCACAUAGCCACACUCCAUGAACUGAAAGAGGUAUUCACUCUAACAGCUGUAAUUCAGUGGAUGCACAUGCUACUUGCAGCUUUGGACUGCUACAAUACGUUUAUCGGCAUGCGUGUUGUGAAGUCGCACACAUUGCUAGAUACUUCACAGAAGUCAUCCUUUUUCAAAGCAAUAUAUUUCUUCAUCCACCAACUUUCCACAAAGGACAUCAAAGUGGCACAAACCUGCUUCACAAUAGGCUCCAAAUCUAAUCUGUUCAGCCCACAUGAGAUGGAACAGUACAACUACAGCAAAUGCACGAUUAUAGUGCGCAUUAUGGAGUUUGUAGCCAUGAUCUUAGAGAAUUGCCACCAGGACUUCUGGAAGAUGCUUGAAGAGGAGCUGUUAAAUGAUUACAUGUGGGAAUUAACUGCAGUCACUGUGUGCGAUCCGUGUAGUAUUGGGUUCAACACAGCAGAUGUUCAAGUGAUGAAGAAUCUGCCUGAUGUUUGCAUACGCUUAUUAAGAGCAUUGGUGAAAUCACCAUACAGAAGACCCCUGGAGAUGGCAUUGCAAAAAAAAAUAACACUGCAAUGCAUUGAAGACCUGUGUGCUGUAGAUUUGUUUGAUCCGAAUGCCAAACACAACCGUGUCAAGUUGGAUGCCACUCUUUCUGCUUGCAAGCAGCUUCAGAAGGCUGAGCUACUGAAUUCCACUUUGCAGACACAGGUUACAAAGCUCAGCUUUUCUAUUGGAUCUAAACUUCUGAUGGUUGUGUAUAAA
Messenger RNA from Staurois parvus, 1425 nucleotides. NCBI's taxonomy places the organism in Eukaryota, Metazoa, Chordata, Amphibia, Anura, Ranidae. The record is from the annotation of a GenBank genome assembly.